Platichthys flesus (European flounder) is the source of this 1041-nucleotide messenger RNA. RefSeq names its product neurofilament heavy polypeptide-like. NCBI's taxonomy places the organism in Eukaryota, Metazoa, Chordata, Actinopteri, Pleuronectiformes, Pleuronectidae. The transcript has 3 exons. The annotation marks the transcript as partial. The record is from RefSeq and is a predicted model, not a curated record.
AUGAGAGCAAAGUCUCCAGUGAGAUCUAUAUCUCCUCGGAGAUCCAAAUCUCCAAUGAGAUCUCGAAAGAGACCCAGAUCUCCAAGCAGAUCCAAAUCUCCAUCGAUAUCCCAAUCUCCAAAGAGGAGAUUCAAGCGUCUUAAGAUGACAGCAAAGUCUCCAAUGAGAUCCAGAUCACCAAGGAGAUCCAAAUCUCCAAUGAUAUCCGGAUCUCCAAAGAGGAGAGUCCAGACUCCAAAGAGGACGGCAAAAUCUCGAAAGAGACCCAGAUCUCCAAGCAGAUCCAAAUCUCCAUCGAUAUCCCAAUCUCCGAAGAGGAGAGUCAAGCGUCAAAAGAUGACAGCAAAGUCUCCAAUGAGAUCCAGAUCGCCAAGGAGAUCCAAAUCCCCAAUGAUAUCCAGAUCUCCAAAGAGGAGAGUCCAGACUCCAAAGAGGACGGCAAAAUCUCCAAGGAGAUCCAAAUCCCCGAUGAUAUCCCAAUCUCCAAAGAGGAGAGUCCAGACUCCAAAGAUAAGGGGAAGGUCUCCAAUGAGAUCCAUAUAUCAAAGGAGAUCAAAAUCUCCAAUGAGAUCUCGAAAGAGACCCAGAUCUCCAAGCAGAUCCAAAUCUCCAUCGAUAUCCCAAUCUCCAAAGAGGAGAGUCCAGACUCCAAAGAUACGGGGAAGGUCUCCAAUGAGAUCCAUAUAUCAAAGGAGAUCAAAAUCUCCAAUGAGAUCUCGAAAGAGACCCAGAUCUCCAAGCAGAUCCAAAUCUCCAUCGAUAUCCCAAUCUCCGAAGAGGAGAGUCAAGCGUCAAAAGAUGACAGCAAAGUCUCCAAUGAGAUCCAGAUCGCCAAGGAGAUCCAAAUCUCCAAUGAUAUCCAGAUCUCCAAAGAGGAGAGUCCAGACUCCAAAGAGGACGGCAAAGUCUCCAGUGAGAUCCAAAUCUCCAAUGAGAACCAGAUCUCAAAUGAGAUCUCCAAGGAGAUCCAAAUCCCCGAUGAUAUCCCAAUCUCAAAAGAGGAGAGUCCAGACUCCAAAGAUAAGGGGAAGGUCUCCAAUG